AACCAGUAAAGAUCUCGAUACACAACAGUCAGAAAAUUCUAUCAAAUCAAGAGCACCACCAUCCCAUUUAGCUAAAGAGGAUAUCGAUUGCAUAAUGUAUGCCAGGGAAUUAAAAAGUGAAUCUAAAAAAGUUUUGGAGUGGUAUAGAAUUG
Messenger RNA from Diversispora eburnea, 152 nucleotides. NCBI's taxonomy places the organism in Eukaryota, Fungi, Glomeromycota, Glomeromycetes, Diversisporales, Diversisporaceae. The record is from the annotation of a GenBank genome assembly.